GCAACACGAAUAUAUUAUCAGUGCGUCUAUAUACGCUUUGCAUACGUGUCUCUUACAUUUAAAUGCGAUCAAGAAUUGGGUUACGUAAGAUUCUUUUCCUUCUCUCUAUUUCUAUUAUAAAAAUUGUAAUCCAAGAAGGGAGAACUCACAGAGAUUUUAUCGGAGGCUCUUCUCGUUACGAAACUUUGUGCGUAUACCUGAACGUACAUAUCGCGAAAACUUUAAGUUCUCGUCGUGUGCCGCGGGUAUCGACGCGCAACUUUGCAGGCCAACUUCAAAGGGAAUUGGCAACCUCUCGGUGUUGUCGCUGUCGCUUCUUUUCUCUUUCCACGCAUGUGGACGGGCAAUCGGGGCAAUUCUCUUCUUCCUCUCUUCCCUCGGAUUCGAAUCGAAAUCCGCGAUUAGAGAAUCGUGAAGGGGAGGGGGGAGGAGAAGGGGGGACCGUCGAUGCUCGGUCGAGAUUUAUUAUGUCGCUCCCUGCUUCUUGAAAAUGUCACGGUAACGCAGGGCGCAACCAGCUCAGCCAGGCCGAUUACAGUCGCGUAAACAGACGAGAAUGCGUCUGGCCUGACGAUCGCGAUGCAGUCCGACAUCAUGGAGGAUUUGAAGAUGAAAUUUUUCGACCUCAUUAACAAGCAGAAUGCAACUAAAGUGCCGCUUAUGGGCUUGAAUCCAGAUCUGCUCAAUCCACCCGAUCUGCAAAAAUGCGAAGACCUUUGUUCCGAGGCCGAUCAGUCGACAGAGAGCGAGCCCAUACCCGAUCAAGAUGUGUUAGACUCCAUCGAAGAUGUUUACUUCAAUACCGACGAUAGUUUCGAUUCGUCGCGCUACGAAUUAACAAAACUGCCAACAAUAUUGCACUCGAAGGAGAUUGAGAAGUGCUACAAGAAGCUCAAGCAGCAACAUCAAGUUGUCUCCAAGAAAGUGCUGCAGCUCAUUUUGCAAAAGCAGAGUGCUUGUAAAGCGGAGUUCGACAAAAUUCUGCUGCUGCAGGACCAACUGCAGGACGUCGUGGACAUAUGUAAGAUGGGAAGGGCGGAUCUGCAAUUGGCUGAGAAACAAUUUACCAAGGCGAGUCUAGGUAUACUGGCUAACUAUCAGAGGCGGCAAGUAACCCAGGAGCUGUUAAAUAGUUUAAACACUAUAAAGACCCUGCAAUGCACCGGGGAUCGUCUGCAGGAGCUUCUAAACGAGGGGAAUUAUCCUGGGGCCAUAUCGCUUCUUCUGGAGUGCCAGAUCGCCGCUCAAACCUACAAGCAUUUCCACUGCAUCGCCGAGCUGAACGCGAAUCUGCAGAAUAUCUUGAUUCAAGCGGAAAGUACCUUAGACAAUACGCUCUCUAAAAUGUGCACCGAAUUCGACGUCGCGGUGUACUCGUCCAUUCAGGAAGCGUACGCGUUGCUGGGAAAGACUCAGUCUGCCAUGGAUCAGUUGCACAUGUAUUUCGUCGUUGCCAUUCACAACACGGCGGACGCCGUUAUCCACAGCUACGCGGGGGGUGAGGUGAAGAGACAAUACGAGCAACAGUGCCAGGCCGUGCCCCGUGAGAAGUGUAUAGCCUGCCUCACGGAAUUAUGCAAAUCACUGUGGACAAUACUGAAUUCGCAUCACUUAAUUGUAAAUUGGCAUAACGCGCAGGAGGCCGAGGGUAAGUCCGACGUUAAGGAUUUAGAGGCGACACUGAGCAAGGAGUACGUCAAGCAAAAAUUGGAGCACAGCAUGGUCCGAGCGUGGCACGAAGUGGAAGGGAAGAUCUCGAUAUACCUGACGAACACAGAUCUGACAAGUACCAAGUUCGAACAGUUUGUCCAGGUAUUGGGUAUAGUUAACAGGUUGAUGGAAAUUGGGGAGGACCUCUGUAGUUUCAAAUCGGAGAACUUGCAGAAGUCCAUAAAGCAGCAGUCCCUAUCUUACUUUUCUCAUUAUCACGCGUCUCGCUUGGACGAAUUGAAAAUGUUUCUGGAGAACGACGGCUGGGAAUUGUGUCCUGUCAAGUCCGAUUUUGUGGCUACACAAUUACUGGAGUUUCGUAGUCUGAAACCUUCGCUCAAUAACUGUAAAGCGUGGAAUAGCCUAGACAGCUCGACCUUAAGCGACAGCGAUAAUUCUACGGGAGUCGACAUGCAGAAGUAUCUCGAGGGCGGUUUGUCGCCGUUCACAGUGGGUUUGGAUGACACCAUGGAUGAGGAUAUUUUAAUAAACAAUGAUCUUGAUCAACCCGCGUACUUUUCGGACGAAUCCGACGAGGAUAUUCCCGAUGAAUUGAAGCACGAAUACGUCGACGAGCUGGAUCAUACGAAAGUUAAUAAAAAGAAGUGCAAGCUCAAACAGUCUAUGGGGCCUAUGGUCACAAACACGACGUUAAGCGUACUGAGGGUGUGCGGCAAGUAUCUACAGAUGUCGAAGCUUUUACGAUCAAUCGCGGUCACUGUCAUACAGAGCAUGAUACAAUUUUUCGAGCUAUGCUUCUACACAGUACACUUAUUCUUUACGUCGGAUCUCCAAAUCAACAGCGACUCGUUGUACAGUCCGAAAUUGAAAUUGUCCUUAGCGCGAAUUAGAGAGACUCUGAUUAUCUCAGAGAACGAUACAAUGGAAGAGAAUGGCAAUGCGAAUUACGAUAAAGUAAGGCAACCACAGCUUUCAUCCAUUGUGAAUUUGUCGCAGCCCGAGAAACUUCACGGAUUAACGGAACGUAUUGUAGCUGUCGAGUCUCUGAUAUUUUUAGGACAACAGUACGAAGGCUUAAGGCCUUAUUUAGAGCAUCUGAUCGCCAGCAGUCCUCAGAGAGGAUUCUUACAUCAGUUUUACAUGCAAACCAUCGCGUCCGUCGCAGACUUGAGAAAGCCAGUCUACAUGGCGGUGACGUCGCAAGCGUUUGACGUUGCAAAUAUUUUGAAUUUAAUGAACAAAGUCAAUUGGGAGGUGACGGACGUCAUGUCUCAACAUAGUAAUUACAUCGAUGCACUACUCGAAGAAACGUGCACUUUGAAUGAGAGACUUAACACUAUUGGAACGUACAUACCUUUGAAUGCGGAUAUAUGUAAUGCGGUGUGGGAAAAUGUGGCCCACUUAAUUACACACACCUUAGUGGAAGGAUUUUCCAAUGCUAAAAAGUGUUCGAAUGGCGGUAGAGCUCUGAUGCAGCUCGAUUUCACGCAGCUAAAGUCGAAGUUCGAGAAAGUGACGUCGUUGAGACCUAUGCCGCAUAGGGAGUACGUUGAGUUGUACAUCAAGGCGUACUACCUUCCUGAAAAUAGCUUCGAAGAAUGGAUUAAGGAGCACAAGGAGUAUUCAGUUAAACAUUUAGUCGGCCUGAUUUCGGCGACGUGUCAAAAUAAUAAGAAGACGCGGCAGCGAUUGAUAGCGCUCGUGGAGGAGCAGCGGCCCAGCAGAUAGCAUCCAACCAUUCACUACAAGUCCGUACAAGAUUGUAUCGAAAUAGGAAAUAUUUGAGAAUUUGUCGAGCAAGAAACAGGGGGUAUGAUAAUCAUGUUGUUAACUGUACAGUAGAACAAUUUUUUAAGUACGUUACAAAACUGAUAUCAGAUAUAUUCGUGUUUAAACUAUUUUAUGAAAUUCGAAUCUCCGAGAAAGAGAGAGGGGAGGGAAGAGAGAUCUCUCACACGAACCAAGCAAGUCAUAAUAUAUUUGUGAAGUAUUCUGUAUAUGAAUCUCGUAGUUCUAAGAACGCUUUUACAAUGUACUAACUGUAGCUCUAAUGUAUAUAUUACAAAUGUUUUAACAUAUACAAUAGUAUUUUAGAGUCUAUACAGUUAGACCAUACGCGAAUUGCUACGAAAUGGAACUUUAGCUUAUUUUUAAUAUACCAAGAUACUUAUCUCUCGAAAAUGCACGAUUAUACGAAUCU
Wasmannia auropunctata (little fire ant) is the source of this 3871-nucleotide messenger RNA. RefSeq names its product coiled-coil domain-containing protein 132 (gene Vps50). The coding region runs from base 580 to 3399 and encodes 939 amino acids. Gene Ontology annotation, cellular component: EARP complex. The record is from RefSeq and is a predicted model, not a curated record. Gene Ontology annotation, biological process: endocytic recycling; retrograde transport, endosome to Golgi. NCBI's taxonomy places the organism in Eukaryota, Metazoa, Arthropoda, Insecta, Hymenoptera, Formicidae. Gene Ontology annotation, molecular function: SNARE binding. The transcript has 9 exons.